Molecule: messenger RNA, 975 nt
Organism: Nomascus leucogenys (northern white-cheeked gibbon)
Lineage: Eukaryota; Metazoa; Chordata; Mammalia; Primates; Hylobatidae
Gene: CFAP97D1
Product: CFAP97 domain containing 1
Biological process (GO): sperm axoneme assembly
Source: RefSeq, a predicted model, not a curated record
UACCUCAUUUCUGAAGUGAGACUAGGAAGAGAAGAUGAAGAAUUCCCUGGAUUAUCUGGCCUACCCUGUUAUCGUCUCUAAUCACAGGCAAAGCACAACCUUCAGAAAGAAACUGGACUUUGGCCACUAUGUAUCUCACAAGAAUAGAAUACAAAUAGUGAAGCCUGCUGUUGAUACCAAACCUCCAGUGGCGCACACACAUCACAUUUUAAAAUUGAGCAAACUACAGGGUGAACAAAAGAAAAUCAACAAAAUCGAGUAUGAAAACAAGCAACUGUGUCAGAAAAUCGCAAAUGCCCAUCGAGGCCCUGCCAAGGUGGAUUGCUGGAAUGAAUAUUUUUCCAAGAGCUUAAACAGAGAAGCAAGGAACCGCGAGCUAGUGAGAAUCACCAUGGAAAACCAGGGCAUUCUGAAAAGGCUUGUUGAUCGCAAACCCUACUAUGACCGCAGGGCAUCUGAGAUAGACUGGCAGAAUUCAAGGCGCUAUAUCAGAAAUACCACGAGAUAUCUUCUCUCCCAAAAUGAAUAGGUUACUCACCAUGGAAAAGAUACAUGAGAAGGCCCUAGGAUUUCUUGGCUGCUUAGAAUCUCAAGACACUCCUGAGUGGCUGAAUGCUCAAUCUUCAGAUGCUUCAAUAAAGCUUGGAACAUAAAAUGCGUAAGUUACAUUUAGGGGACCCAAAGGCUUUACGUUCUCAUUCCAAAAUGGGGCAGGCAGAAGGAAAGAUGCAAUGAGCAUUUUUAUUUGGGGCCAUGAAAAGAAGUUUUAAUGAGAGAAAGAGAGAGAGAAAUCUGAGAGAACUCUUUAAAACAUACACCAUCAUCACCAUUCCACGGAAGAAGAAAAGCUGGGGUGAGACCAUCCAGCCACGAGUACAGCACUGUCAAAAUGGAAAACAAACUCACAUGACAACAUCAAGGUUCAGAAAACACAAGGAACAAAUGCCGUUAGUUCUCUGUGAAUACACACAAUCG